Molecule: messenger RNA, 627 nt
Organism: Phytophthora nicotianae INRA-310
Lineage: Eukaryota; Oomycota; Peronosporomycetes; Peronosporales; Peronosporaceae
Exons: 2
Coding region: 1-627 (208 amino acids)
Molecular function (GO): phosphoprotein phosphatase activity
Source: RefSeq, a predicted model, not a curated record
AUGAUGGCACUACCCAUCAAAGCGCAGCUCACCGAUUUGCAUAUUGCAAACCUGUUGGCAAGUGUCGUCCACCAAGCCGACAGAAAUGGCAAGCAGCAGCCGAUUCUCACUGGUGUUCGCCGCGUAUCCCGCGAAGGAUCGAUUGGGAAGAAGACCCAGCAGCGAGGUAGCCUCCGUAACAUCUUCGGAAAUAUCUGGUCAGCAUUAGGUCUCCACGAGCAACAGCAGGAAGAUCUUGAAAAGGCCAAGCAAGGCGGAUCCAAUCCUAAGACUGCAGAGGUUAGAAGCAAAACGAUUGAACUGCGCCCAAGCCUCUUGCCUCCUGUAUCUCCCAAUGAUGCUGACAAAAAAUGCCUGGUGCUGGAUUUGGAUGAAACCCUGGUUCACUCUUCGUUCAGACGCACAGACAACUAUGACUUCAUCAUUCCUGUCGACAUUAAUGGAAUCAUUCACCACGUUUACGUGUGCAAGCGACCCGGUGCUGAGGAGUUUCUCAUCGAAAUGGCCAAGUACUACGAGAUCGUCGUGUAUACGGCCAGCCUCAGCGUGCGUUAUUCGCUACCGUCUCUAUCGCGAGCACUGCGUCCAAUACGAGGGCAACUACGUGAAGGAUCUAUCCUUGCUUGA